Messenger RNA from Mesorhabditis belari, 1311 nucleotides. The record is from the annotation of a GenBank genome assembly. Lineage: Eukaryota; Metazoa; Nematoda; Chromadorea; Rhabditida; Rhabditidae.
AUGUAUGAUUGUCCGGGAGUUUUCAUCCCUGACCCGGAGGCUGAAACAACUUGGAACUACUGGUAUGCACAAUCCCAGGAAAACAAGUACUUCUCGAUGGCUCAAUCGCCAUCGUUGAUGAUCUUUAUUGGCGUAAUGACUUUUUGGGACAAGGGUCGAUUUAAAAUGAAAUUCAUCCAAGAAGACGCAUCAUUUUUCUACAAAUCUAUCAGCGCGAGAAUCACUCGCAACGAUUCGUAUAUUGGAAACUCAAUGCAGAAAAAAGAGGCGCCGAUCGCCGAGACGAAACCCGACACACAGCCGCCACCCGAAGACACGAAAAUAAAGAAUGACGUGACCAGAGAAACGAAAGAGGAAGUAUCGGGGGCUGUCAAAAAGUCGAAAAAUCCUUUGUCAGCCGUCCCCGAGCGACUCCUCAACAAAAGGACUCUCAACUUCAAGGUGCCGCCCGCGAAAGUGUUUGAUGUGAAAGUGAACUCGGCUUGUCAAGUGAUCACGCUGCCAACAUUUGGCAUCAAGACCGAACAGCUGGAUUUGGGCGAUCUGAUUAAAGAUGUAAAUGGAACGGAGAUCACCGCCAAGUCGCAAUUAAACUCUUUCCUCAAAAAGUUGGCCACCGAUAGCAAAGCUGAAUAUGAGGUAAACAUCACAUUUCUUCGUGUCAUCCGUACUGAGCCUAUCCCGCUGAAUUCUCCGCUUAUCCCAGCUGCCGUCGAUUUACAAUUGGGAUUCACGUACCUUGAAGGUCACAUGCUUCUUUUGCCUCGAGGGUCGCUUGGAUUGAAGAUUAAAACGUACAACAACAAGGUUUAUGUUACUUCGACGGACAACGGUUUCAAUUGUGUCUCGAAACGAACACUGCUCGUCGGCGAUGCCAUUCUUUCUGUAUCGGUAGUGAUUGAGCGUCCCGACAGCGCGCUGGUGGCCCCAUUGGUAAGAGCGGCGCUGAUCGCCGAGAAGAGUGUCGAUACGGAUCCAAGGAUGGCCGAUGAUGUGAUUGCGAUUUGCAAAGAAGAAAUCGCUCGAAUGGUGAAGAAGGAAAAGCCGGAGAUGCGACCGAUCUUGCGAACGGCCAAGUCGGAGAGGAACAAAAAUCCGAUCAAGAUGAGAGACAAGGAAUCGACGGAAGUAGUGAUUGAUAUGGAUCCGGUCAAUCCGGUUUUGUUGGGACACGUACCGCCUCAGAUUUCGGGAAAAGACAGCUCCGACAAGAGUAACGCCAAUCGAAGAGCGGUCGGCUGCAAUGAUAAUGGCAAAUACGCGACUAUCAGCAAAACGAAACGUCCCAAUUUAAAACAUCCGUGGAAAGUU